Messenger RNA from Pomacea canaliculata, 2812 nucleotides. Its product is annotated as WW domain-binding protein 11-like. Lineage: Eukaryota; Metazoa; Mollusca; Gastropoda; Architaenioglossa; Ampullariidae. Gene Ontology annotation, cellular component: spliceosomal complex. The record is from RefSeq and is a predicted model, not a curated record. The coding region runs from base 95 to 1879 and encodes 594 amino acids. The transcript is spliced from 14 exons. Gene Ontology annotation, biological process: mRNA cis splicing, via spliceosome.
GUAGACUGAAGUCACGUGACUAAUAUGGUGGCUAUAGUGCUGUGACUUUCGAUAAGUUAACAUUUACGAACGUUGAAGGCAUAAUUAUUUCAAGAUGGGAAGGAGAUCUAUUAAUACCACGAAAAGUGGGAAGUAUAUGAAUCCCACCGACCAGUUCCGGAAGGAGGCUAGAAAAAGAGAAUUGAAAAAGAACAAAAAACAACGUAUGAUGGUGAGACAAGCUGUUUUGAAAGGAAAAGACCCACUGAAAUUGCUUCAGGAAAUGGAAAGCAUUGACAGAAUGGAAUACAAUCCCCUUGAACCACCAAGACUUAACGAAAAAGUUCUUCGAGAUAAGAGGAAGAAACUUCGGGAAACUUUUGAUCGAGUCUUCAGACUGUAUGAAAAAGAAAAGCCUGAAUAUGCGAUAGAACUUAAAAAAGCUGAAGCAGAAUAUGAAAAAACAAGGCAGAAGCUGAUACAAUAUUUUGAACAAGUAAGAAAUGCUGAGCGAGUACAGUUGGACCAGAUUCCUCUGCCAGAUGCUCCUGUUGAUCAUACUGUUCCUUCUAUGAUACCUCUUCCAAAUGAAAUUCCACUACCUGCACUGGGAAGUUUUGCAGAACUUAUGCCUCCCAGUAUUUUAAAGAAGAGAUCUGCAUAUGAGAGUGUGGAGGUCAUAGGACCUGUUCUUCCAAAAGAGUUGGCGAGGAGGAGGAAACCUCCAGGUCCACCUCCUGGCUCCCCACCACCUCUGAGUGACAGUGAUGAAGAAUAUGAUCCUGCAAAAGACAUUGAAGAAAGUCUUGGAGUAAAUUUGGAUGAGGUUCACCAUCCAGAUGAUCUAGCUGUGCAGAUUGGCCUUCUGGAAAAAUCAAGCGAACCACCUGCCAAAGUACGCAAAAUUCGCUUUCAGGAUGAUGAUAGAGUGGAUAAAGAGCCAGAAGAGAAAGACACCAGACUGAAACUUCCCAAGAAAAAGAAAGAAAAAAGAACAGGAGGAGUGUCGGCCUUACAAGCGCGCAUGUUGCAGAUGGCUGGUCAGGAGGUACCACAAGGGCUAGCAUCUGACUCUAGCAGCAGUGAUGAAGAGGAGGAAGAUAUAGAGAAGAAGCAGUCAGAUGAGCUGAAAAUGCGCAUGGAUGAGAUAGCCCGUCUUGAUGAUGGACCACCAGGAACAGACAAAGAUGAAGAAAGUACAAGUGAGAAGACAAACGAGCCAUUAACAGUACCCACUAAGCUGAUGGUACCAGGUCCACCUCCCGGAGCACCUCCAGGGCUUCCUCCUGGCCUACCUCCAGGUCCACCACCUGGUGCUCCACCCAUGUUUCUGCGUCCACCCAUGCUACCUGGCGGCCUACCUCCGAGACUUCUACCACCUGGGCCACCGCCUGGUCGUCCACAAGGUCUGCCUCCAGGUCCUCCCCCUGGCUUACCUCCAAGUCUUCGUGGCGUGCCACCACGCAUUCCUCCCACUCCUACAGGUGUACCACCUCCACGCCUCCUACGGCCUCCUGGAGCUCUCCCAAAUGUGCCCCCACCUGGCUUGCCUGGAAUGAUUGCAAUGGCAGCUGGCAAUCCCAAUGUGCUAAGUGCUCCACCAAGCAUUAUGAAGCCGCCUUUGCGUGCACAUGCUGAAGAGGACAAGAAAAGCUCAGCCACCAUAGUGGCAAAGCCAAAGAUCAAGACUACCAUAGGAGAUGUGACAAGGUUCACACCAACAGCUGUCAAAAUCAAACGUGCAGCUCAGCAGAAGGGACGUUUAAAGCCAGCAGGCAAAGUAGAAGUGGCAUCAUCACUCAAUGUGGCUGCCAAACCGGCCCCUGCACCAGCAACACAAUCACUAACCAAGGACGAUGCCUAUGAACAGUUCAUGAAGGAAAUGGCAGGCCUGAUCUGAUGUAGGCAAUGUAGUUGUUCAGCAAUGUCCCUUCAGGUGUUACAACAUGAAUUCUAACACGUUUUCUUCUGAUAUGGCUUACAUAUAUAAAUUUGACAAAGUUAGCCUCAAACUGUUUUCCGCUGCUUUGUUUCCCCUAAUGUGUUCACCACAUUAGUAGGAGAUUUGAUGAGCCUGUAGUUUUUUGGUGGGUUUUCGCUUGCUGUGCAGCACAAAAGAAGGGGAGACAAGUUGUGUUUCAGGUCAGCAGUUGCAUGUGGAGGCUGAUGGGUGGGGGAAAUCACAUUUUUGUUCUCUUCUCGGUUUAAAAAUUUUUUUUUUUGUCAUUUAAUAAUAUUUGAAGGUGGAUUAAGGAUAGCUUCACUGCAGAAUACAAAUAUCCAGAUUUGGGGAGGUGAGGGGGUAAUAAAACAAACCGCAGCCACCAUAUUGUUUGGCAGCCUUUGGUGACAAUCUGUGCUGUUUCCUUAAAAUGAUAAAAUAUUUUGUCAGAUUUUUCUGAAAGUAAAUUAGUGGACUAGACUGUUAAACAAGUGUGUUUGUAGUAAACUGAGUAACUACACAGUGUGAAAGAGCUUUAAGCUCUCUCUUGCAGUCUUCGGUGCAUGUGCUUUUCAUGGAUAAAAUAGCAUAUGCCCCAGCUGUUAUGCACCCAUGAAUUUCAACCGAGAGGCACUGCAUCCUUUGAGUCAAGUAUGCACCACUGAGCAAUAGCUAUAAGAACAGGUUACCAAGUGCUAUAGUUAUCAUUCAUUGAAAAUCAAGGGAUCAGGGGAAAUGUGUGAAAGAUGUAUUUGUCAGAGUGUUUUAUAUUUUCUGAAAGCUGUUGAACCUGUUUGAUGAUGAAUAUCUGUUGUUUUUUGGAUGUCAUGCCUAUGCCUGAUUAUGGCAAGAAAUAUUAACAUUUAAUUGUGGAAUAAAUGUGUUACUAUU